Messenger RNA from Salvelinus sp. IW2-2015, 931 nucleotides. Lineage: Eukaryota; Metazoa; Chordata; Actinopteri; Salmoniformes; Salmonidae. The record is from RefSeq and is a predicted model, not a curated record.
AUGGGUAAGGACACAUUGUGGAGCUCUCUUGAGGAACCAGACAUCAUCAACACCACAGAGUUUGAAGACCUGUUCUCCAAGACCACCAUACAGACAAAGAGAAAACCUCUGGCAGAGGCCUAUGAGAAGAAAGCCAAGGCCAAGAAGAUCAUGAAGCUGCUGGAUGGGAAGCGUUCCCAGGCCGUAGGGAUACUCAUCUCUAGUCUGCACCUGGAGAUGAAGGACAUACAGCAAGGUGACGUGGCUGAAUGUGGACAACCUGUAGUGGACGUGGAAACCAUCCAAGCUUUAUACGAAAACAGAGCCCAGCCUGAUGAGCGAACGAUAAAGAGACACUACCAAACGUCUGAGGAGGAGGUCAAGCUGCUGGACAAAGUCUCUAGGUUCCUGUUUGAGUUAUCUCAGAUACCAGACUUCCCAGACAGGGCUUCAUGUAUCAUCUUCCAGUCGGUCUUCAUAGACGAUACCUCCAUUCAGCACAAGUUGGACAAUGUCUCUCGCGUCUGCAAGGAUGUGAUGGACACCUCCAGCGUGAGGGAAGUGAUGGGUCUGAUUCUAGCCCUGGGGAACCAUAUGAACGGGGGCAACACGACCAGAGGACAGGCUGACGGCUUUGGACUGGAGAUCCUGCCCAAACUAAAGGACGUCAAGAGCAGGGACAAUCGUAUCAGUCUGGUUGACUAUGUGACAUCGUACUAUCUCCGCAACCUGGACGAGAACGCUGGAACAGAGAGGAGUGUCUUCCCUCUCCCUGAGCCUCAGGAUGUGUUCCUGGCCGCCCAGGUCAAGUUCGAAGACAUCACCAAGGACCUGAGACAGCUGAGACGAGACCUGACAGUGUGUGAGGAAGUGGUUCAGAAGGUGUGUUCCAGCUCUUCAGGAGAACACCUCCAGCCAUUUAAGGACAAAAUGGAGUUGUUUGUUCUGAUUG